UGUUAAACGCCGUCAUGAAACAUGUGGCUUUUUUAAUACUGAACUAACAAACUGAAUGAAAAAAUCAUCACAAAAAUAUUUUUGUAAGCAUCUGAUGUUUUCUUAGGUUCUCCAGCAUCACGGAUUAGUCCUGUGAUAACGUUGUUGUGUAUAUUAGAUGAGAAGUAAGAUUAAUGGUAUUAGAGUGUCUUUUAAAAACUGUUCAAUAGCGAAGAUAUUACUGGAGUAUUCAAACUAAUUUUAUUUUAAAAAAUUACUUAUUUCUCGGGAUGAGGUUCUUCAAAAAGUGCUUUUUGUUUUUAUGGAUAAUCGAAUUUCUGCUGAUUGGAACAGGACACUAUAUGGCAGUAGCAACACGUGUGAGAAAGAAAAUGAGCCAUCCAGCAACUCAAGCUGCUACAUUACCACUUCAAAGCCCUUAUCUUGGUCUGACUAGCAAACAUACUUUUCUAGCUGCACUUUCUCGCAGCAAAAGUCAUGUUGUAACUAACCAAAGGUCCCAGAAUGUUACAGUGAUGAACAACCUGAAAUUUCCAAUAAAUCCAUUGUGUUAUCCUUGGGAUUCUUGCAUUGGUCGUUGCGGUCAGGAUUUCAGCCAUUUAACCUUUUACUGUUAUUGUGAUAGUAUGUGUUUGACCUAUGGAGAUUGUUGUGUAGACUUUCUGACCCAUUGCAGGACAAACGAGACAUUAGAAAUCUUUCAGAGAAUGAGCAAAAGAAUGAACAGAAGAUACCCUACUUGUUGGGUGGAAGAUGAGUUGUCUUGGCCAUACUUAAUCGUAGAUGCAUGUCCUACAUUUUCAAUGAAUGAUUCUGUCAAAAACAUGUGUGAAGGAGUGGAUAAAAACGUCUCUGUUAAUCUUGUGCUCGGAGAGGAUGGUCUGUUAUACGCCAAUAAAAAAUGCGCAGAUUGCAAUGGUGUUACAAUCGUUGUUUCAGAACAGGACUUCAAUAUCCAAAAUAACUGGUAUGUUACAUCAAAUGAAAAUUAUACUAAUGUUCAUGUAUUACAAAACAGCAAUUCGAAGUCUCCUUACUUUGAAGGAAAAAAGAAGCAAAAACUAAAACGUCACUGCUCUCCUUCGAUAAGUAGCUGUAAAUAUAAGGGGCUACAGCUUCAAGGCUAUAAAUUAGACUGGCUCUGUUUGGUUCACAGUGGAACCAUAGUUUCUCGAACCUCCAGACAACUUAAAGAAGCAGAAACACUUUAUAAGAACGUCUACUGUGCACUAUGUAAUGGAGAAAAUUUGGAUAUGUUAUCUUGUCUUACUUGGAUUAUUCAUGAUCCUGGGAAUUUUUCGUCUUUCAAUGAACCACUAAACAGUAUUUCCAAACACUGGCUAACUGAACUUGAUAAUUUACAUGCCGGUAAAAUACCAUCGUAUCGAACAAGGAACAAAGUUCAACACGACAUUCCAGCAGCUUUCUCAAUUUUGCUUAACUUUGGGUUAGACGGGAAGGAAAGAAUUAUUUUUUCCUCUGAGGGAGAGGAAGAAAUGAGAAGAAACAUGGCACGUUGUAAACCAGGGCAAAUGUGGGAUCCAUUCAGUAAUAUUUGUCGUAAAUUGUACUGCAGCACCGAGUUCAUAUUGGUUGAUUUCCGCUGUGUUCACAAGAAUGAAAUUGACGACGAGAAAAACUCUGAUGUCGGAGGAGAUGUAAUUUUAGCAGAUGUCGAUUCAAAGUAUGUUAUGUUAGUUCUUAUCAUUAGAAUGGAUUAUUUGGAUGCACUGGACUUAGUUAAAAAUGGAAAAUUUGAUCUUAAUGAAUCAGUCAGAACCUCCUUGGCUACAGUGUAUAAAAUUACUACAAAUCGUAUUCAAGAUAUUCAUAUCACUAUGCAAACAAUAUUUAUAAUGCCUAAUGACACACAAAAAGAGAUAGAGUACAAAAUCUCAACUAAUAAACAGAUUGAAGAAUUUCUCUCAUACAGCAUUUUUGCCAAUCCUGUGGUGCUCAAAGUCAAAUUCAAGCUAUUCGAACCUUAUGGAAAUCUUACAAAGUCAGAACCAUCCGUAGACAGCAUCGUAUCCAGUAUGUCUUCGUCUGUGGCUCAAAACACAUUUUACCUGGAUAUUCACAACAAAACUAGUAAAGUCUUUGAAAUUCAUGAAAACGUAGAAGCUAUGAGCGAUUGGUGUGGCAUUGGAUCUGGUGGAAAACAACUAGAAUACUGGAACCAGGAGUUCACCUUGAUCUUAAACGAAAAUUUUACUGCUGUCGAUACGUGGGUGAGAUCUGUCUACAUCAAUAGAACUGGCAGAAUUUAUGAGAAAGGAAUUUUUAACACUUCCUUCUCAUCAAUGUGGGCAAUGCAGUGGUAGAUGGCUGGCACACUGGACUUAAUGGGCUCGUCCACACUCAUUUUCCCAAGCUCCUUAACAUCUGACGUUGGUGGAAUAAUAAAAGUCUCCUGGAUAUCAAGGACACAGAGAUAGAUUGAGGUAUCUCUCAACAAGUACUUGGAUAACACACAAAUUUCCUGGAUAUCAAGAAUAAAGAUAUAGAUUGAAGUAUCUCUCAACAUCUAUUUGGAUAACACACAAAAUGGAAGAUAUUUCAGCACUUCAGGAAAAGAAAAAUCUUUCCUUAAUUGAAGCAUUGAAAUUGUUUUUUGCUUCUUCCUCUGAAGAAGAGUGUCUUUCUGGAUUGGAGGAAGAAGCCACAAAAGAUACAAAUGGAGAGGAACAAGAACCAGCAUUACUGGAAUCACUUUUGUUUGAGGAGCCUGACUUACCUUCAAGGGAAGAAGACUCUCCUCAUGACCACCAACAAUCUGAGGUGACCGAUCUUCCCACGACCAGCACUACAUCAACUUCCAAAAUGGACAGAGGCAAGAAAACACAAGAAAAGCCCCUGGCAUGUAGUGCAGAAUAGAAAUGGGAAGUUCUCAAAGAUGAGUAACCCAGAUUGUUGGGAGACUUCGUUCGAGGAGAGCCUGUUUCCCGUCAGGCAAGUAGGUGUCAGACUCCUCUUGAUUUUUUCCAACUCUUUUUCUCUCUCAGAAUUAUUAUGAAGAUUGUUGAAGAAACAAAUAGAUUUGCACACCAGCAAGGGGAUCACCUAAACAAUGAUGUCAGAAAGAAAAGGAGACUGCUGAAAUAUAGUGAUGUUACCCUUGAAGAAAUUUUAGCUUUUAUUGGUUUAACUAUUUCUCUGGGUAUAACUUGCUUACCAUCUGUUACAGAUUACUGGUCUACCACUCCUUCACUUCAUUUUCCCUGGUUUUCUUCAAUAUUUUCCAGAGAAAAAUUCCUAACUAUUGCUCGCUUCUUUCAUUUCAAUGACAAUACUAAUAACCUACCUAAAACUAAUCCUAAGCAUGAUAAACUCUUUAAAGUAAGGCCUGUGCUUGAUCAUCUACUAACAGCUUUUCCAGCUCACUAUAACCCUUCUAGGGAACUUUUUAUUGAUGAGCAAAUGUUGGGAACAAAAGGCAGAAUUUCUUUUAAGCAAUAUCUACCUAGCAAGCCUACCAAGUGGGGAAUCAAGCUUUGGGUUCCUGCAGAAGCCGUGACUGGAUACUGUUUAAAUUUUAGAAUAUACUCUGGUAAAGAGGGAUCUGCACCUUCCAAGAACUUAGCUAGCACAGUUGUAAUGACUCUGAUGGAAAAGUACCUUGGUAGGGGACACUCUCUCUUUACUGAUAACUUUUAUACUUCCCCAACUCUGUUUGAUAAGUUGCUUUCACUUGGUACUUAUGCUUGUGGUACUUGUAGGAAGGACAGGGCCCACUUCCCAGACAUGUUUCCAGGUAAGUUAAAAAGGGGAGAGUCACAGUUUUUCAGCUGUGGCUCAAUGACAGCUGUGAAGUGGACUGAUAAAAAAGAUGUUUAUGCUCUUUCUACAAUGCAUAAUGCUACAGUAAAGGAAGUGACAAGAAGACAGGGUGAUAUGACUAACAAGCCACAGAUAAUCUUGGAUUACAACAAGUUUAUGGAAGUGGUUGAUCUUAAUGAUCAAUUUCUUAGCUUUUAUUCCAUUCCAUGUAAAAAUGUCAAAUGGUAUAAGAAGCUUUUCUUUAGACUUGUUGACCUGUCUAUUGUUAAUUCUUUUAUUCUUUUCAAUCAGGUAACUAAAAAUAGCAAGUACAAACAGAAGGACUUUCCUUUACAAUUAGUAGAAUCCCUCGUGAAACCUUUAAUUGAAAGUAGAGGAGGGCCUUCUUGUUUGUCAAGUAUCCGUUCACCAGUUCUGGUAGAUGCACAGGAACGGUUCUCACCUGGGAAGCAUUUUCCAGCAUUUGCUGAAGAAAAAAAAAGGUGCAGAUUGUGCCUCCACACAGGUUUAAUUAAGUUGACUUGUAAGCUGUGCAAGGUUCAUCUCUGUGUAAGGCACUUUGAAGAGUACCAUACUUCGAAGACUCUUCAAAGAAGUUAACUUUUUUUCUACCAAAUCUAGUCAAUAUAUUAUGAUUAGAAAGAAAAGUAAAACUCAAUCUGACUCCUUUUAUUUCUUUAAUCUUUCACUUUCUUAAAAUCUAAAAUUUCUCCAGUAGAGGUUUGGUGUGUAUAACAUUUUUUUUUUAUUAUUUUUACACCAUUACUCAGCAUUUGCAUUUAGGUAUUUCCACUUGUUUUAAGUGCAGUUCUAUUUGUUAAUUAAUGUUUUAAAACUCAUUGCAUUU
Limulus polyphemus (Atlantic horseshoe crab) is the source of this 4627-nucleotide messenger RNA. RefSeq lists its product as uncharacterized. The record is from RefSeq and is a predicted model, not a curated record. Bases 270 to 2324 code for a protein of 684 amino acids. The transcript has 5 exons. NCBI's taxonomy places the organism in Eukaryota, Metazoa, Arthropoda, Merostomata, Xiphosura, Limulidae.